AUGGCUCCUACUGCAAAAAUUUUUAUCGAAGACUUGAACUCCAGCAAAGACACAUGGAGUUUGCAUGCGAAGAUUGUCAGGAAAUGGCCGGUGCCCAGAAAGAUCCCUCCUUAUGCUGUGUGGAAGGUAUCCAUGCUAUUAGUGGAUGAACAGGAAAGUAGGAUUGAAGCAUUUACCACUCAGAAAUCACUAAUUAGACGUAUCAUUGAAGAACUUCGGGAGGGGGUAGUGUAUCAUUUUGAGAACUUUGAAGUGCUCCUUAACAAAGAUGAGUACAAGGUUACAGAUUGUAAAUAUAAGUUAAGCUUUCAUUGUUCAACAUCGAUCGAGGAAAGUGAUCUUUCAAUUCCAUUUGAUGCAUUCAACUUCGUUACAAUCAAGGAUGUUGCUGAGUUUAAUGCCAACAAUGAAGACUUGAUAGAUGUUAUUGGGUUUUUACAAUCAUUUGGAGAUUUGAAGGAUCAUAAAAAAGAAGGGGGUAGUACAAGGAAGCUCAGUUUCACAAUUGCGGAUGAGAAGUGA
Messenger RNA from Neltuma alba, 522 nucleotides. RefSeq lists its product as uncharacterized. The coding region runs from base 1 to 522 and encodes 173 amino acids. The transcript has 3 exons. Lineage: Eukaryota; Viridiplantae; Streptophyta; Magnoliopsida; Fabales; Fabaceae. The record is from RefSeq and is a predicted model, not a curated record.